Spirodela intermedia is the source of this 1239-nucleotide messenger RNA. Lineage: Eukaryota; Viridiplantae; Streptophyta; Magnoliopsida; Alismatales; Araceae. The record is from the annotation of a GenBank genome assembly.
AUGGAGUCUGGUAACUCCCUCCUAUUUGAUUCAGUGUUGUAAAAUUUCAUUUUACACCGGGAGGCUUCAACCACAGCCGCAGUUGCGUUUGGCAAUUUACCCCUAAUGCAGGAGAGGUUCCGAAGACAAUUUUGUCAAGAUACAUUACUUUUCGAUAACUUAGUAUAGGGAUGAUCAUGAUCUGCAAGGUGCACGGCAUUGCCAUGUAUGUAAUUAUCAGAUCUCAGAAUUGCUUGGGUUGUUUCAUUAGUUACAGGCACGUAAUAUUCCUUGUAUCGGUUUCUGAUUAUUCAAUUUGAAUUUCCCAUAUUAUUGAUAACUGACGAAUUGGAUAUCACUUUGAUGUAUUCGAUUUCAUCACAAAUCUCCAUGUUUACUGACACGUGAAUUGGAUGUGCGGCAUUAAUUUACUUUUAAUCGAUCAUUAAAAUGGGUAGAAAUAUCAAAUUGUUUGAGAAGGUUCCACUUUGCAUGCGGUUGUUGUGAAAGUUGCCUGUGAGAUAUCGGUAUUAAAAAAGAAGAAGUCAUCCCUGAUGAUCAGGUGCCUACAUUCCAAGGUCUCAACUUCGUUUAUUUAUACAAAAUCUAUUGCCAAAAGCAGGGUCAAUAUUUGCCAUCCUUUCUGGUGGGCGCUGCCUCCAAAGGUUGGGAGAUUUUAUGUUGCACUGAAAUUAAUAAUGCAAAAAAAUAACAUAGUUGGAUUGCACUGAAACGGUACAAAUUGAACUAGCUCGAUCUGACAAUGUUCCAAUUUUUGCAAUUUCAUGCGCGUUAAUUUGAAAAUACUAUAUUCUGAAUGAUGAUCAUUAGCUGCCAAUGGACGAUUCUAUAGCUUGAAAACUUUUUCCAGAUCAUACGAAUUGGUCUGGGUCAGUUUGAGUCGGCAAACAGUUUUAUGAAUAGACAAGAUCUUGCUGUCUUUGGGGGGUAAUGACAUCUUGGUAAAUGUAAAAAAUAGUCAUUAUCAACAACUAUCUUGUUACACAUCCGUAAAAAACCAUGGUUCUGUUCGCCUUUAUACUGAGUUUUACUUGAUAUGGCAUCACAUAUAACAGCUGGCUAGUAAGUUUGUGGAAAGUUGAAAAGUUUCCGGGUGUGAGUGACAUCCUUGUUUUUUUUUUUUCCUUUAUAAAUAGUUCAGGAUAGCAUAACUGGUCAAGUUAGCCAAAGAAUGAGGAAAUUCAGUGCAAAUGGGAAAGAAGGGAAAGAUAUGUGACUAGAUGGUUUUAUUUAAUCUGA